This is a messenger RNA of Ophidiomyces ophidiicola, 873 nucleotides long. RefSeq lists its product as uncharacterized. Bases 1 to 873 code for a protein of 290 amino acids. NCBI's taxonomy places the organism in Eukaryota, Fungi, Ascomycota, Eurotiomycetes, Onygenales, Onygenaceae. The record is from RefSeq and is a predicted model, not a curated record. The transcript has a single exon.
AUGGGUCCGCAGCGUGCCUAUUUAGACCGCGAUCUACGUGUGAAAUGGUUGCUCGUCUGGAAAUACCAGGACGAAAAUCGUGUCUCGGACGCCCUGCUAUACUUCGAAAUCGCCGGCUUACGGGUCUCUGUCUCAAUAUUCACUGCUAUUUACUUCAAAAUGAACAACCAUCAUGACGAUACCGCACAUUCUCAGGAAGAUGACAGUGAAACCCUUAUGAAAGGCCAGUACGAGGCUAUGCUGAGCUCGCAGCAACGUAGGCGACUAAAGGUCAAGCGUCGUCGUCUGAACGUUUUCACCUCCAUUUGCUCCAUCUUUACGGGGGUUGCUACGGGCGUGAUGUUGAUUCUCCUGCUGAUGGUGCUCUGGCACCAGCUCAGCGCUAAGGGCGGCAUGAAGUGCAAGGACAUCCCAGACCAUCCCAUCACAGAAGAGGAGAUGAAGGCGACUUGGAAGGGAUGCGGCAGCAAUUCAGCUGAGGCGCGCAAAAAAGGCUGCAUGUACGAUGUCAUGUUGGGAGGUUGGAUUCAUGCAGACUGUUAUGCCUCGGAUCUGAUGGAGAAAUACAUUGCGCGCGGAAACUACAGCUGGUUCCGAGACCAAAGUCUCACUAUCCCUAUGACAGAUGAGGAAGUGCGCCGUGGAGACCACGAUGUAAUAUGGACUCGCAAGUUCUUCCACUACGCUCACUGUGCCUAUCUCUGGGAAAUGCAAAUGCGGGCGUAUAGAGAGGGAAAACCAAUUGAACAUGGAAUUUUCCUAGAAGAGCAUACCAUCCAUUGCGCAGGCAUACUUUUACAGCAGGAUACCCUAGCCACCAAUGCCACCUCUAUUCACACCGGAUUCGAGUGGUGUGGGUUGCCUUGGAGGUAA